Messenger RNA from Trifolium pratense (red clover), 2044 nucleotides. RefSeq names its product phenylacetaldehyde oxime monooxygenase CYP71AN24-like. The transcript has 2 exons. The record is from RefSeq and is a predicted model, not a curated record. Gene Ontology annotation, molecular function: iron ion binding; heme binding; oxidoreductase activity, acting on paired donors, with incorporation or reduction of molecular oxygen. The coding region runs from base 62 to 1600 and encodes 512 amino acids. NCBI's taxonomy places the organism in Eukaryota, Viridiplantae, Streptophyta, Magnoliopsida, Fabales, Fabaceae.
AACCCAACAAAAACAUGCUAUAAAAUGAAUUAUCCAUGAGACUGUGUUUGGAAAAGCAACAAUGGCUCACAAAAUAUUGACACAUGAACAAAUUACACAAGUUUUCUCUUCUCCAUUUUGUUUAUCUAUUUUCUUCCUUUUAAGUGUGUUGAUUGUGUUUAAGCUUGCAAUUAGAAAAUCCAAAACCAAUUUAAAUCAGACUCCAUCUCCACCAAAAUUACCAAUCAUUGGUAAUCUUCAUCAACUAGGCACACUUCCACACCGUUCUCUUAGAGACCUAUCACUCAAAUAUGGCAGCGUGAUGCUUUUGCAAUUCGGACAAAAACAAACUCUAGUGAUUUCAUCAGCAGAUGUAGCCAUGGAAAUGAUGAAAAAUCAUGAUGUAGCUUUUUCAAACCGACCCCAAAAUAUAGCUGCAAAAAUCAUCUUGUACGGGUGUAGCGAAAUUGUUUUCGGACAUUAUGGAGAAAAUUGGAGACAAAAGAGAAAAAUAAGUGUUAUAGAACUUUUGAGCAUGAAAAGUGUACAAUCAUUUGGUGAAAAUAGAAAAGAAGAAGUUGAUGAAUUGGUGAAUAAGCUACGUGAAGUUAGCUCAAAUAAUGCCUGUGUGAAUUUAAGUGACAUGUUUAUUUCAACAGCAAACAAUAUUGUUUGUAAAUGUGCUAUUGGUAAAAAAUAUGAAGACAACAAUGUGAAAGAGUUAUCAAGGAAGAUUUUGCAUUAUUUAUCAGCAUUUCUUGUUGGAGAUUACUUCCCUUUGUUGAGUUGGGUUGAUAAUCUUAGUGGGAAAAUUGGAAAAAUUAAAGAGUCUUUUCAAGAACAAGAUGCUUUGUUUGAUAAGGUUAUUGAAGAGCGUUUGGCAUUAAUGAAGAUAGAAAAUGAUGAAUUCAAGAAGAAAGGGUUUGUUGAUAUUCUCCUUCAACUAAGAGAGGAUGGCAAGCUUGAGUUUGAGCUCUCCAACAAUGAUAUUAAAGGAAUUAUAAAGGACAUGCUUGUGGGAGGAACUGAUACAACAGCAACAACAUUAGAAUGGGCAUUUUCAGAGCUCAUGAGACAUCCAAUCAUAAUGAAGAAAGCACAAGAAGAAAUAAGAAGAGUUGUAGGCCAUAAAUUACAAGUAGAAGAAAGUGACAUCAAUCAAAUGCACUAUUUAAAGUGUGUAGUGAAAGAAACUCUCAGAUUACAUCCUCCUGGUCCUCUUUUGGUUCCUCGAGAAACAAUAUCUAACGUGAAACUGAAAGGGUACGAUAUUCCUGCAAAAACAAUGGUAUAUGUAAACACAUGGGCAAUACAAAGGGACCCUAAAAACUGGGAAAAUCCUGAAGUGUUUAUGCCAGAGAGAUUUCAACACAACCAAGUUGAUUUUAAAGGUCAAGAUUUUCAGUUUAUCCCAUUUGGUUUUGGGAGAAGGGGUUGUCCUGGAAGUAAUUUUGCAUUAGCUGUGGUUAAAUCUGUGCUUGCUAGCCUUCUUUAUUGGUUUGAUUGGAAGCUACCUGAAACAAGUUCAAGUAUGCAACAUGUAGAUAUGAGCGAGGUAUUCGCUCUUGCUCUCACGAAGAAAGAACCACUUCUUGUAGAACCAAUAGCAUUUUCAUUUUAAUGUACUCUCCAAGUCUUUAAUUGUCAAAGUUAGUUGUAGCUUUGAUUAUCUUCUCUUUGUAAGGUCAAAGGUGUUUCGUGUGUUGGAUGCAUAAUAAUUACGAAGUGUUGUUGUUCUCCAUGCAAUAAUAAUGUGGUCAUAUCAUUAUAAUUUCGAAACAAAUCAAAUCGGUCCCUUAAGUUACGUAAGUGAAUGUAAUUUAGUUAUUUCAAGUUAGUUAAGGGUUGAUGAUGUUGCAUUUGAUGUUUACUUAUUUCAAGAUAGUUCUCUUCACACCAUAGCCCUCUUUUCACAUUGUAAUUAAGCCCACAACGCACGCACCACAUUCAUAACAGCUACUCUGCUGUUUCGUAACAUAUAUUAUUACUGCUAAUAUUAUUACAACCGAUAUAAUAUAUAAUCAACAAAUUUAAUUGGAUUAAUCCUUGAGAUCGGAACUCACUU